AUGCGCCUGCGCAAUAGAGGCUUGACAGACACGCCCACAGAGCAGCCAAUCCCCCAGCGGCACCUUGGCCUUGAGCACGCCAAUGGCCUUGAGGCCGAACAGGACAAAGAUGCGUUCAAAGACAUCUCCGUAUACUUCUGCAAGGAACAAUGGGAAGAGAUGGGAAAAUGGGAAAUAAUCCGAUAUAGGAAUGUGAAAAGAAACUACGAAGCACUGAUUGCUAUAGGGUUCAGAGCCACUCGGCCGGAUUUCAUGCCUCACCGCAGGCAGGUCAUCAAGCCCCAGGUAGAUGACACUGAGGAUUCUGAUGAAGAAUGGACACCAAGGCAGCAAGGUAAACCUUCUCCGGUGCCCUUCAGAGUGGAGCACAGUAAACACCAGAAGAGAAUAUCCAGGGCACCAUUAAGUAAGGAAUCUAGUUUGAAGGAAGUGACAGGAGCAGCAAAAUCACUGAAGACAAGUGGCUCCAAGCAGGCUCAGAAACCAGUGUCCCAUCACAGAAAAGCAAGGACCCCUGGACAGCACCCCAGACAAAAAGUCGAACUCAGAAGAAAGGAGACUGGAGUGAAGAGGUACAGUCUACGAGAAAGAAAGGGACACGUGUACCAAGAGGUCAGGGAGCCGCAGGAUGACGACUACCUCUAUUGUGAGGACUGUCAGAACUUCUUCAUCGACAGCUGUGCUGCCCAUGGGCCCCCAACCUUUGUAAAGGACUGUGCAGUGGAAAAGGGGCAUGCCAAUCGCUCAGCCCUCAUGCUGCCCCCUGGGUUAAGCAUCAGGCUGUCGGGCAUCCCUGACGCUCGGCUUGGAGUGUGGAACGAGGUGUCCGAUCUGCUGCUGGGCCUGCACUUUGGCCCCUAUGAGGGCCAUAUCACAGAAGAUGAAGAGCCGGCCAACAGUUGAUAUGCCUGGCUGAUCACCAAAGGGAGGAACUGCUACGAGUAUGUGGAUGGAAAGGACAAGUCUUGGGCCAACUGGAUGAGGUAUGUGAACUGUGCCUGGGACGACAAGGAGCAGAACCUGGUGGCCUUCCAGAAUCACGGGCAGAUCUUCUACGGAACCUGCCAGGUGGUCAGGCCGGGCUGUGAGCUGCUGGUCUGGUACGGGGAUGAGUAUGGUCAGGACCUUGGCAUCAAGCAGAACAGCAGGGGGAAGCAUGAGCUUGUGACCAGGAGAGAAGGGGUUCAAGAGGCUGAAGUCCGCCCGGCCACCAGAAGACACCAAGUGGAGAGUGGGCCACGGGGCGGGGGACGGAGGGACAGCGGCCAGGCCCCACCUGACACCGUGACUGCCCUGCACGGGCACACAGGACACCAGCAAUCAUGGGACGGACAGCAAGCUGCCUCCGCUGCACGCUCCACCCUGACCACGGUGGCCCCGUGGCUGUACCAGCCCCGCCGGCUCACGGCUCUGCUUGUCUGCCGGGGCUCGGGGACCCUGGCACAGACCACCAUCGGAAACGGCCUCCCCACCACCUGCGUGACCUCAGUGUACCUGGCGAUGUCACGUCCUCGAUGA
Molecule: messenger RNA, 1518 nt
Organism: Dama dama (fallow deer)
Lineage: Eukaryota; Metazoa; Chordata; Mammalia; Artiodactyla; Cervidae
Product: histone-lysine N-methyltransferase PRDM7-like
Exons: 13
Biological process (GO): regulation of DNA-templated transcription; positive regulation of reciprocal meiotic recombination
Cellular component (GO): nucleus
Molecular function (GO): protein binding; histone H3K4 methyltransferase activity; recombination hotspot binding
Source: RefSeq, a predicted model, not a curated record